This is a messenger RNA of Xyrauchen texanus (razorback sucker), 789 nucleotides long. RefSeq names its product outer dense fiber of sperm tails 3B (gene cimap1b). NCBI's taxonomy places the organism in Eukaryota, Metazoa, Chordata, Actinopteri, Cypriniformes, Catostomidae. The coding region runs from base 1 to 774 and encodes 257 amino acids. The record is from RefSeq and is a predicted model, not a curated record. Gene Ontology annotation, cellular component: cytoskeleton. The transcript is spliced from 6 exons.
AUGUCACUUGCGGAUGUAUGGGUGGGCUCUUGGAGGCCCCACAAGGCACAGGGUCCCAUCGCUGCUAUGUAUAAAAGUCCGGGCCCGACAUAUGCUCUUCCAGGAGCAACCGGAAUAAACAAUCAUGACCCACAGAUGCAUAAAGGCCCAGCGUUCAGCUUCGGCACACGUCAUCAUGAAUUCCUGUCCAACUGUUCCCCGGGGCCUGGAUACCUUGUUCCCUCAAACAUCACCAGAGUGGGACAGGACGGAACACCUGCAUACUCCGUGUAUGGCCGUCGCAGUGAUAUAAAGCCCUUCCUAACCCCUGGCCCAGGCAGUUAUUCCCCUGAAAAUGCAGCAAAGAUCACCUAUCUAUCGGCUCCUGCGUUUUCACUGUCUGCAAGGACUAAAUUGUUCCGUAAUGACCAAACACCAGGACCGGCAGCAUACUUGCUCCCCCCAGUGAUUGGGCCAAAAGUUGUUGAUAAAACAGCUGCCCCAAACAUCACACUCAGCGGUCGUAGUGCUAUCGGCAGUUUCCAUGAAGACCUACGAAAGACUCCAGGUCCAGGGACCUACAAAGUGGUGGACUCUUGUUUGUACAAACAAAGGGCCCCUCAGUACAGCAUGACUGGUCGCAACCUCAUGCCUGGAGACACUACCAGGAAACCAGGACCUGGAGCUCACCAUCCAGAAACGGUUACCUUCACGGAAACCAAAGCUCCCAGCUUCUCCUUUGGAAUUCGUCAUUCCGAGUACAUUGCUUCCAUAAUUGUGGAGGGUGCUGAGUAAACAGCACAGAUUACA